Messenger RNA from Bombina bombina (fire-bellied toad), 2062 nucleotides. It is a transcript of the gene ARSJ, whose product is annotated as arylsulfatase family member J. The transcript is spliced from 2 exons. NCBI's taxonomy places the organism in Eukaryota, Metazoa, Chordata, Amphibia, Anura, Bombinatoridae. The record is from RefSeq and is a predicted model, not a curated record. The coding region runs from base 1 to 1746 and encodes 581 amino acids.
AUGGAGCUGACUGAAAAUUUAAAGGGGAUUUGUGGUGUAAAGAUGCUGGGAAUAGGAGUCCUGGCAGCAUUUUCCAUGGUUAGCCUUGUGACCUACAGAUACCUAUCCUGGGACCUUGAAAACUCCAGCAUAGAAAAAGAGGACAGGCUAGAAGAUCAUCCUGAAAGAGACGUGGGGCAGCAACCUCAUAUUAUUUUCAUAUUAGCUGAUGAUCAGGGAUAUAGAGACAUUGGGUACCAUGGCUCUGAGAUCAGGACCCCAACAUUGGACAAACUUGCUUCAGAAGGGGUUAAACUAGAGAAUUAUUAUGUGCAGCCAAUCUGCUCACCAUCAAGGAGUCAGUUUAUCACUGGGAGAUACCAGAUACACACAGGUCUUCAGCAUUCAAUAAUAAGACCUUCUCAGCCCAACUGUUUACCUUUGGACAAUUUGACAUUACCUCAGAAACUCAAGGAUGUUGGAUACUCAACACACAUGGUUGGCAAAUGGCACCUGGGCUUUUACAGGAAGGAAUGUAUGCCAACAAAUAGAGGGUUUGAUUCUUUUUUUGGUUCUCUUCUUGGUAGUGGGGAUUACUACAAUCAUUACAAGUGUGAUAGUCCUGGUAUGUGUGGCUAUGACCUUUAUGAGAAUGACAGUGCAGCAUGGGACCAAGACAAUGGAGUUUAUUCUACAGAGAUGUAUACACAAAGGGUGCAGAACAUUUUAGCCACCCAUAAUCCUAAGAAACCUAUUUUCCUAUAUAUUGCUUACCAAGCUGUUCAUUCUCCUUUACAAGCUCCUGGGAAUUACUUAGAGGAUUAUAAAUCAAUAAUAAAUGUAAACAGGCGAAGAUAUGCUGCUAUGUUGUCAUGUUUAGAUGAGGCUGUUAAAAAUAUAACUUAUGCUUUAAAAAAGUAUGGCUUUUAUGAAAAUAGUGUAAUUAUUUAUUCAUCAGAUAAUGGUGGACAGCCAAUGGCUGGGGGAAACAACUGGCCUCUGCGUGGAAGCAAAGGAACCUAUUGGGAAGGCGGAAUACGGGCUGUUGGCUUUGUUCAUAGCCCAUUUUUAAAAAACAAGGGUUAUAUAUGUCGGGAACUUUUGCAUAUUACGGAUUGGUUUCCAACAUUAAUCACUUUAGCAAAUGGACAAAUUGAUGAAACCAUACAAUUAGAUGGUUAUGACAUAUGGGAGACCAUAAGUGAAAGAAAGCGUUCCCCAAGAGUAGAAAUACUGCACAAUAUAGAUCCAAUGUAUACUAAAGCAAGAAAUGGUUCUUGGAAAGCUGGGUUUGGCAUUUGGAAUACAGCAAUUCAGUCAGCUUUAAGGAUGGAACAUUGGAAACUGCUUACAGGAAACCCUGGGUAUGGAGAAUGGAUUCCACCUCAAAGUUUUAUCAGUAUAGGACCCAACCGCUGGCACAAUGAACGAAUACCUCUAACAAAUGGAAAAUCAGUGUGGCUUUUCAAUAUAACAGCUGAUCCAUAUGAAAGAUAUGACCUAUCUUAUAAAUAUCCAGAUGUUGUAAAGCAGCUUCUUAGAAGACUUGCACAGUUCAAUAAAACUGCCGUUCCGGUGAGAUAUCCACCAAAAGAUCCAAGGAGCAACCCUAAGCUUAAUGGAGGAGUUUGGGGCCCCUGGUAUAAAGAUAAUAACAAGAAAAAGAAACCUAAAGGAAGAACAUCUAAGAGAAACAAAUCAAAAAAGAAGCCAAAACAUCGUAAACAACAAUACUCAGGAUGCCACCCUACUCCUUCACAAUCUUAAGAGCAUUAUCCAACAGCAAACAAUUGAUUUAUAGUUAAUAAACAUAAUUAAUUGUCCAACUUUUUUUUUAGCCGGGGAAACACACCCACCAGGAAAAACCUCUCUUCCUAUUGCAACUAACAGAGAAAGAUAAGUAGGAUUUCUCUCAUCCAAUAUACUGCCAUUUUAAAUUUAAAUUUACAUCUGAACUCUACAUUAACUAAAACUAAAUAUGUUUGCUUAAGUAUGUUUACUGUAGUCCUGACACUGUACCUGUAUAGUUCCACAUGAUAUUGGUCUUUCUAAAAGUAAUAUAAUCCUAAAGAUUAUGAAAAUA